Molecule: messenger RNA, 2170 nt
Organism: Phyllopteryx taeniolatus (common seadragon)
Lineage: Eukaryota; Metazoa; Chordata; Actinopteri; Syngnathiformes; Syngnathidae
Gene: zp3f.2
Product: zona pellucida glycoprotein 3f, tandem duplicate 2
Exons: 19
Coding region: 78-2072 (664 amino acids)
Biological process (GO): positive regulation of acrosome reaction; egg coat formation; binding of sperm to zona pellucida
Cellular component (GO): extracellular matrix
Molecular function (GO): acrosin binding
Source: RefSeq, a predicted model, not a curated record
AGAUGUUUGUCAUUGGUGUGAUUAGACAGGAAGUGUGCAUAUAAUACCGCUCGCAAGGUGCAUUGGCUCAUUUAAUCAUGCUUCUCCGUCUCUGCUUAGGUGUGAUACUCCUGGCUGUUUUUGCAACAGCUGAUGAGAAUGAUGACGCUGAAGAUGACGCUAUCAAAAUAGACUGUUUGAAACAGUCUGUGAACAUCACAUGGAGGAUCACUCCUGAGCUGGCACCAUAUUCAAACCGUCUCUUCCUUGGAAACUGCAUCCGCUCGAGUAUGAUUGGUUUACCGACUGGAGAUUGGGAACUACGUUUUGACUACAAAUUCAGAGAUUGUAAAUUUAAAAAAAAGUUAACGGCAAAACAUCUUAUCCAUCAAAAUGUAUUGACUUACAAGCCAGGGGUGAAGUCAAGCCCGCCGGCUUAUGAGUAUUUCUUUGAAUGUGUCCAGAAAAGGCCAGAUGGGUGGAUUCCUUCAUUCUUGACCCCAGGUGCCAGUGUGUCUACAGGCCGGGGUGGCCUUGUCUUCCACAUGGCACUCCUCAAUGCACAAAUGUCCGGCAUAGCAAAAUCCAACGUAAUCCCGCUGGGCUCGUUCAUGCCGAUCUGGGCGGCUGUGGAGCAGAAAGCCCAUCAACCGUUACGUCUCUUCAUGGAGGAAUGUGUAGCAGCCCCCACUGCACAGCUGCGACCGCAACAGCAGGUUUAUCCCAUCAUUCUCAACAAAGGGUGUCUUUCAGAUCGUGUCAAAGGAAAUUCAGCGUUCCUUCCGCGAUACCAUUCAUCUGCACUUGUCCUCUCCCUCCAGUCGUUCAUGUUUGGUGUCGGAAAGGUGUACAUUCACUGUAAACUUGUUGCGUGGGAUCCUGAAGUCCUUGAUGAAAGCAAGAAAGCCUGUCAAUAUUCAAAGCUUGGCGAAUGGGAGUUACUAGAUGACCCAUCCCAGAACAACCUGUGUAGCUGCUGUGAUCACACCUGCAGAUCUCGGCACAAAAGAGGAGCUAAACGGGAAUCCCAGGGGUUGAGUCAACUUUCAGUGCUGGGACCUUUGGUCAUUGUGGAUAUUUUUCACCUUCCAAUCAGAGUGAAUAAAAACAGCCUUGGUGUACCAACCACAUGUUCAGUCGUGAUGGCUUUCAUUUGGCAUAGUGCAUUGCUCUUGAGCUUCGUUGCUUCCAUUUCAGUGUAUGCAGAUGUCAAGCUGGACUGUAGGUCUGAGUUUGUGUCGCUGGUAUGGACGGAAAGCCGACACCAUGCUGAUCCGUCGCUUUUCCGUUUGGGGACCUGUGUUCCCACCAGCGUCUCUGCCCGGGAGGCAACUUUCAGUGUCGAGUAUACAGACUGUAACUUCAGGACACUGGUCACCGGGAACCAGGUAGUGCACACCAAUGACCUGACUUAUUUGUCUCCUGGUUCUCAAGUGCAAACCUUUGUUCAUCCUGUUGUUUGCAUAUUUGACAGGCCAAAAGGCUGGUCCCCACUCCGCUAUGACCCAGUGUUCUCAACCUAUGGCAAAUCAGAUCUAAUGUUCCAUAUGGCACUGAUGAAUGAUGACUUCUCUGGCCCAGCUGAAGCCACCCGUUUUACUCUCGGUUCAUUCAUCCCAAUCAUGGCUCGUGUGGCUGAAAAUACCCAUCAGCCAUUGCUCCUGCUGAUGGAGGAGUGCAUCGCCACCACGACACCAGAUCGCCAGCCUGACCAUGUUUACAACAUUAUUGGCAAUAAAGGAUGUCUUUUGGACAGUAAGGUGUCUCGUUCCAAAUUUGAACCAAGGCAGGUGCCGUCAGAAAUUAGACUAUCACUUCAGGCAUUUAGAUUUGCUGUGGAAGAAGAGGUGUUUAUCCACUGUAGACUUGUAGCUUGGGAUCCAGCUGGUAUUGACAACACGAAGAAGGCGUGCAACUUUGUCAAAGGCCAUGGUUGGGAGCUGCUGGACAACCCCACUCAUAGCAAGUUGUGCGACUGUUGUGAAACUAGUUGCAAAUCCAGGUGGUCAAGGAGUGUAACUUCAGGGAAACAUGGAAUCAUCCAGAAUGCAGUCCUUGGACCCCUGACUAUCACUGAAGAAUUGACCAGAUGAUUCAAUGGGAGGGCUUUUCCACAAGUUGCAUCAUUGUCAACCCAUUUUUUUCUUGCCUGAGCUAUGUAUAUCCAAUUAAAACUUUAAAAAAAAAAAAA